Molecule: messenger RNA, 1220 nt
Organism: Perca flavescens (yellow perch)
Lineage: Eukaryota; Metazoa; Chordata; Actinopteri; Perciformes; Percidae
Gene: rpp38
Product: ribonuclease P/MRP 38 subunit
Exons: 2
Coding region: 156-977 (273 amino acids)
Biological process (GO): tRNA 5'-leader removal
Cellular component (GO): fibrillar center; nucleolar ribonuclease P complex; ribonuclease MRP complex
Molecular function (GO): ribonuclease P RNA binding; ribonuclease P activity
Source: RefSeq, a predicted model, not a curated record
UUCUUUUUUUUAAAUAAAGUUAUUUCAAUUCAAACAAAAUGGCAGCGCCCUGUGGUCCACCCAUGUUGUUAGACUAGCUGCUAAUGUGAACGGAGCAUUCAUUUAAUAAGAGAAGAAAAAGGAAAGUCAUUUUGCUGUAUUAAAAAUCAGGAGGUAUGGCCACUGCAGGAAAGCCAGGUAAAAAGGAAAUCAAAAAGUAUAUUCCAGUCAAGACCUCCUUCACUUCACCAUUCAGUCCAAAAUGGGGCCAACUUCCUCAAGAAGACAUGCAUUUCAUCCUGAAAACCCUGAAGGACAAGCUGGGUUCCACGGGUCUUGAGAAAAAAGAGGUGAAAGUGUUUCGCCCGUGGAGGAAAAAGAAUGACCAGAAACCUUCUGCCACAUCAGAACUUGUUCCCCAGGUGAGCCAGGACGGACAGGUGCAGGAUUCUCCCAAAAACGGCUGGACAGAUGUGGCAACUAGGAGACAACUGGCCAUUGGCAUCAAUGAGGUCACCAAAGCUCUGGAGAGGAACGAGCUCAGACUUGUGCUUGUGUGCAAGUCUGUCAAGCCGAAACACAUGACGGAUCACCUGAUAGCGCUGAGCGCAACCAGAGGCGUGCCGGCCUGCCAGGUGCCUCGUCUGAGCCCGAGUGUGUCCGAGCCGCUGGGGCUGAAAAGUGUCCUCGCUCUGGGGUUCAGACGGUGUGCCUCCAAAGAUGAUGAGGUGUUCACUGACACUGUUGAUGCCAUUACACCCAGAGUGCCCCCACUGGAUGUUGCAUGGCUACAAGGUGCAGCACCCAGAGUAACACCCAAAGACCCCGUUGACAUGGAAGAGGAGGAGGAAGUUGGUAAGAAGAAGGGCCAAAAAAGAAAACUUGAGAGUGAAUCUGAGGUUGUCACAGAAUCUGCCUCUUCCUGCACUCUGCAGCCUCUCAAAGUGAAAAAAAUAGUUGUUAACCCUGCAAAGAAAAGAAAAAAGGUUAAGUCAUAGCCAGUCAAAUGAAACCGAGACUCUGCCUAGAUAUUAAAAGGACCAUUCCUAUGUUUUUUUUCCAUGUUUUAGCCCACUGGUUUCCAAUGAUUUUUUUGGGGGGCUUUUGACAACCUAAAAAGAGUCUGCUUAUGUCCCUUUGUCACAUGGUAUUGCCUCAGUGUGGACACAAGUAUAUGUUUUUUUCUUUAAGGACUUUUACAGGCCUGAAGAGUUGAAAAUAAAUUACAUUUCACCUCUUGA